AUGCAGAAUGGUACUGGCCGCGCUGCUCGCCUUCCCUCUUCCUCCUCAACCGCCAAUGGGUCGAACACCUCUCAGGAGCCCGAGACUCGGCCCCAGUCCGAACUGUCUAAAAAGGUCGAUGUGUCGCACUAUCCGCAUUAUGGACUCAAGAGGGGCAUGGCGUGCACAUUCUGUCGGCGUCGGAAGUUGCGAUGUUCUGGAGAUCGCCCGCAGUGUACAAACUGUGUCAAGUACACCAAAGUGUGUGAAUAUGGACCGCCUGACAAGUCGGAGAAGAAGAAGCAGUCUCAGCAACAACAACAACAGCACCAACAACAGCAGCAGCCGCAGCAGCAGCCACAUGCUCAAACGCAGAUUUACGUCGCUCCACAGCAGCACCAACCAGCUUACAGCAACGCGUCAUAUGGCAACGGGAUGCCCGUGGGCGCUGCUGCCACGGCUGAAUUCACGCCGCUGCAGCAGCUGCAUGCAGGCCCGAUGUACGACAGCCUGCCGGGCGCCCCUUCCGUUUCGACCGACUACAUGAACGACAUGCUGAUGGAGCCAAACAUGAUGGGCCCAGGAAGCUACUCUGCGAACAUGACGUCGUACGGUGCGGCACCGUUCGGCCCACUUGGCUCCACCGACUUUAGCCAGCCCUCGCCAUUUGUCAACUCGCCAAUGUCGACAGCAACAUCCGCAGGGACGAGCCAGCAACUGAUGCAGACGCCGACCCCAUCCAUCCCUCAACAGCAGCAUCUGGCGCAGCCAAUCAUUGGAAUGCCUCCCUACGUUGCCCCGAAUGGACCGGAGUCGUUCUCCUUUCCCAACGCCUCGGAGAACACCCUGCAGAACCCGUGGUCAACGGCAGCAUCGGCGUCGUACCCAACGCCUCAAAACUCUACUGGUUACGAGACGGCUCCCAGUACACGGGGCCAGUCGCAGACCUCAAUGUUUACGGACUCUUCCAUGACCACUGAGCCAAUGUUUGACGCCGCCAUGUCGGCAGUACCAGAGAUGACCGCCUCCAUUACCCAAGUCACGUCCGAUCCUUCGACGCCAGACGAGCGCAUGCGAUUCAAGCGGGGUUCCGGGACUGGGUCCUCUGGGCAAGGAACACCAGAACCGAGCAAUCGCCUGGCGUCGAGAAUGUAUCAUCAAACAAAUCUACACUACGUCGCCAACCUAAAUCCAAUUGACGGGCUGACAGAACGCCUCGGCGAGUUCCUGUUCAGCCCAAACGGGAGCGCCGUCAAGGACGAUGAGGGGGCCAAACGGGCGAGGCCACACCGCGCUAGCAGUGGCGCGCAAAAAGCAGGCAGUAUACGGGGACAGGAUACCUCAUCCUCUGUCAACCGCAUGCGUACCGAGUACGACGGCUUAUCGGAGGCGGCACGCACGAUCCUGCUCGACUGUUUCCUGGCGCACGCUACUUUGUUCUUUGAGAUGAGCGUGCCCCGGUUCCGCUAUCGCCUGUCGUUUACCGACAAGCGGCGGCCAAGCCUCGCGCUUCUGAAUGUCAUGUACCUGUGGGCGACGCGCAUGUCCAACUCGCCGCAAAUGGUUAACAUGGAAAAGCACUUCUUCGAGGAGGCGUGCAAACACCUGGAGAUCUCGACGUCGACGGUCGACCGCCUCAUUGAUGCGGUACGCGCGGCCAUGCUCCUCUCCGCGUACUCGCACUCGUCGGGGCGGCAUCACGAGGGUUGGUGCCUCGGCGGACUCGCGAAUCGCCUCGUGUUGUCGUGUGGCCUGCACCGCAUUCAUUCCAACGUGCACCAGCCAGAGCCGAAGAAGAACCCCUUCCUCCGUAAUCGUGUCUUUCUCCUCCCGCCACCUGCGGACGCGGUGGAGCUCGGCGAGAGGUUGCAUCUCUUCUGGGCCGUGCUGGCGAUAGACCGUUGCAGCUCGUUGGCGACCGGCUACUCGUCCGGCCUGAAAGAUGAGGACAUCUCCACGCCAUUUGCACGGCAUCUCACAGACGUGGCCUCUGGGAAUGUAUCUGAGCGCGACGAUUACACGAUCAGGGACCUGUAUCGAGGCCGCUCGAUCGACUUCUCCAGCGACACAGCAUACACUAAGUGGGUCAAGUGUGUGGUCAUCCUCGAGCGCGCAAGCAAGUUAUCAUUCCUGGAGCCUGCGGACGACUCACCAUACGCGCAGGCCUGGAAUCAGUACCGUCUCACGUUACACCGUGACCCAAUGCAGGCGCCCCCGCCGGAGCAUCUCAACCAGCCCCGGUUCCGCAACCCGCGCGACUACCGCGAGUGCCUGCUUGCGAUCGAUCAACUCGUGGCGGUGCUGGGUGUGGACGGCGUGUUCCCUGUGGAGCGCAAUGUGCAGGCGCAACAGAAUGGCGCGCCUGAGCCCCAGAUCACGACCAACAUUCUGAUGCUGCACCACAUGAUCGCGGCGGUCUACAUGAUGCUGCAUGACAUCAACUCGCUGGACGUUGAUAACACGGAGGCGCUCAAGGCCGCUCGCAAGAGUGUUAUGCUUUUCCGCAACAUGCCGCAACUGCCAUUCACAGAUGUCGACGCGUUCCUGGUGUUGAUCUGGAGCCUAAACGCCAAGGUCCUCAUCAAGGAGGCGCACCGCCUAAUGAAGCUUGGCAAGGGGGAUAGCGCGCGCGCAGUUGCCGCUGAAGCGGAGACGAUAAUCGGGGAGAUGACGCGUAUCGGCGAGACAAUGUACGUCGCACGGACACAAGCCGAGGCUGUCAAGGAGCUCAAAGAGGCGGCACUGUCGCCCGCGGGCAACACCGACAGUAUGCCCCAGCUGGAGAGUUUUAUGUUCCCACAACAUAUGUAA
Cutaneotrichosporon cavernicola is the source of this 2790-nucleotide messenger RNA. RefSeq lists its product as uncharacterized. NCBI's taxonomy places the organism in Eukaryota, Fungi, Basidiomycota, Tremellomycetes, Trichosporonales, Trichosporonaceae. The transcript has 8 exons. The coding region runs from base 1 to 2790 and encodes 929 amino acids. Gene Ontology annotation, molecular function: zinc ion binding; DNA-binding transcription factor activity, RNA polymerase II-specific; RNA polymerase II cis-regulatory region sequence-specific DNA binding. Gene Ontology annotation, biological process: positive regulation of transcription from RNA polymerase II promoter by galactose; DNA-templated transcription. Gene Ontology annotation, cellular component: nucleus. The record is from RefSeq and is a predicted model, not a curated record.